Molecule: messenger RNA, 766 nt
Organism: Lolium rigidum
Lineage: Eukaryota; Viridiplantae; Streptophyta; Magnoliopsida; Poales; Poaceae
Product: heavy metal-associated isoprenylated plant protein 39-like
Exons: 3
Coding region: 254-766 (170 amino acids)
Molecular function (GO): metal ion binding
Source: RefSeq, a predicted model, not a curated record
CCGCCAAUUCCCUCCCCCUUGCUGUUACGUGACGCUCGCGCGCUCACAGUCGCUACAACCUUUAUUUACAGCUUCCUUCUCUGCUAGGCAUCUCAGCCGGCCCUCCACCAUUGCUUUUUCUGCCAUUCUAAUCCAGCACACCUCCUCAAUGCCACCAUUAUUCCUUCCUAUCGGUUAAUCCGAUCCGCCGGCCGCAUCCCGCCGGACUCUCUUCACCGCGCAACCGCCGACUGGUCUGGUGCUCAGCUCGUAUAUGGGGGACAUGUCGAAGAAAAUCGUGGUGAAGCUGGAAUUGCACGACAAGAAGGAUAAGCAGAAGGCCAUGAAGGCCGUUUCGGCGCUCGUCGGCAUCGACGAGCUGUCCGUUGACAUGGCGACCCGCAAGAUGACGGUGGUCGGCAUGGUGGACCCGGUGGUCGUGGUGAGCAAGCUGCGCAAGGCGUGGGCGGCGUCCAUCGACUCGGUCGGCCCGGCCAAGGUGCCGGAGAAGGACGGGGAGAAGAAGAAAGAGGAGGACGGCAAGAAGGACGGCGGCGCCGACGCGAAGAAGGACGGCGAUGGAGCCAAGAAGGAAGGCGAGGGGGACAAGAAGGAGGGCGACGCCAAGAAGGACGACGGCGAGAAGAAGCCGACGGAGCAGCAGCUCAUUGCCGAGCUCAUGAACCAGUACCGAUCAGCUUACGCUUAUCACAACCCGUACUACAUGAACAACCACUACGUCGUGCAGAGCAUGGAGGAGAACCCCAACUCCUGCACCAUCUGCUAA